Molecule: messenger RNA, 1588 nt
Organism: Sesamum indicum (sesame)
Lineage: Eukaryota; Viridiplantae; Streptophyta; Magnoliopsida; Lamiales; Pedaliaceae
Source: RefSeq, a predicted model, not a curated record
GUCUAAGCGACCAACUCUACUGCUAAAACCUCAUCAUUAGACUCCCUUCCUCUCUCCAAUUUUUCCCCAACACCACCUCUCUCUCCCUCAUUCAAAACUACCGAAUCUCCCCAAGACCCUCCAGAUCUCCCACCACCGCCACCGCCACCGCCAGCAAUGGGGAAAGGCGGAGCUCUCUCAGAUGGGGUGGUGAAAAAGAUCAUCCUCUCUUACACUUAUGUCGCCGUAUGGAUCUUCCUCUCCUUCACCGUCAUCGUCUACAACAAAUACAUCCUCGACAAAAAGCUCUACAACUGGCCUUUUCCCAUCUCCCUCACCAUGAUUCACAUGGCUUUCUGCUCUUCCCUCGCUUUCGCCGCCGUCCGCAUCUUCAAACUCGUCGAACCUGCCGCCCUCAGCCGCCGAGUCUACCUCUCCUCCGUCGUCCCCAUCGGCGCUCUCUACUCCCUAUCCCUCUGGCUCUCUAACUCUGCCUACAUCUACCUCUCAGUGUCCUUCAUCCAAAUGCUCAAGGCCCUUAUGCCUGUUGCUGUCUACACCAUUGGGAUUAUGUUCAAGAAAGAUAGUUACAAGAGUAGUACCAUGUUCAACAUGCUUGCAAUCUCUGUGGGCGUGGCAAUUGCUGCUUAUGGUGAGGCCAAGUACGAUUCUUGGGGGGUUUUCCUGCAGCUGGGCGCGGUUGUUUUCGAGGCGACGAGGUUGGUUAUGAUUCAGAUCUUGUUGACCUCUAAAGGGAUUAAUUUGAACCCCAUUACUUCCCUUUACUAUGUGGCGCCCAGCUGUCUCGCGUUUCUUGCAAUUCCAUGGUUGUUUGUGGAGUAUCCUUUGUUGAAGCAGCAGAGUUCGGGAUUCCAUUUCGAUUUCGUGAUUUUUGGGACUAAUUCUCUGUGUGCGUUUGCAUUGAACUUGGCUGUGUUCUUGUUGGUGGGAAAGACUUCAGCUUUGACCAUGAAUGUUGCUGGGGUUGUGAAGGAUUGGUUGUUGAUUGCUUUCUCUUGGUCUGUGAUUAAGGAUACGGUCACCCCGAUAAACUUGUUUGGGUACGGGUUGGCAUUUUUGGGCGUUGGGUAUUAUAAUCACUUGAAGUUGCAGGCUUUGAAGGCAAAAGAAGCACAGAAGAAGGCACAGCCCGAGGAUGAGGAAUCAGGGAAGCUGUUGGAGCAGAGGGAAGGGGAUGGAAUGGGGAAGAAGGGAGAUUCACAAGCUUAAUUGCAGAAAUUAUGUAAUUUAGAAAGACAAAAAAAGAAAUUCAAUUGGAAUAAAUGUGAGGAAGAAAUCUGGGGUUUUGCAGGUUUGACUCUGUUGUUCAUCAGUGGAUCUGGGUGUUACCCGAAGUAUGAUCUUUUAACAUGCAUUGUUGUGGUUGUUAAUGAUAGAGGUGUUUGAGAUCCAACCACAUUUCUUGCUCACAAUGCCUGCCGGUUUAUCUAAUGUUAUGAGAGUAGAAAUAGUAAAUGCAGCAGUCUCAUUCCUUCUAUUUCAUUUUCCCCUUUAAUUUCCAGUUUUAUCUACCUUCAGCUGGGUUUUGAUCCUUAUAUUUGUUUACUGGUAUUUGAAUGAAUUUAUACAAAUUUCAUUACGCUGGAAA